This is a messenger RNA of Neofelis nebulosa (Clouded leopard), 869 nucleotides long. RefSeq names its product LY6/PLAUR domain containing 1 (gene LYPD1). Gene Ontology annotation, molecular function: acetylcholine receptor inhibitor activity. The transcript has 3 exons. Lineage: Eukaryota; Metazoa; Chordata; Mammalia; Carnivora; Felidae. Gene Ontology annotation, biological process: acetylcholine receptor signaling pathway. Bases 251 to 676 code for a protein of 141 amino acids. The record is from RefSeq and is a predicted model, not a curated record.
CGGAGGCGCCGCGCUCUGCCCGGGAGCGCCCACGGGAGGAGCAGCGACCCGCAGCCGGGAGUCCCGGCACGGGCGAUGCUGGCGCCGCCGGCGGCACCUGCGGCUCCUCGUGGCGGCGGCGGUGGCCUCGGCGGCAGGAGCGCGGGCCCCAGCAGCCUCGGCAGCCACAGCCGUUGCGGCCCGGGCCGCCUCCGCCGCGGUCGCCGCCUCUGCUGCGCCUGCCCUCUCCCGGUUCCGCGGCUCCGGGAGGAUGUGGGUCCUCGGCAUCGCGGCAACUUUUUGCGGAUUGUUCUUGCUUCAAGGCUUUGCGCUGCAAAUCCAGUGUUACCAAUGUGAAGAAUUCCAGCUGAACAACGACUGCUCCUCCCCCGAGUUUAUAGUGAAUUGCACGGUGAAUGUUCAAGACAUGUGUCAGAAAGAAGUGAUGGAGCAAAGUGCGGGGAUCAUGUACCGCAAGUCGUGUGCCUCCUCAGCAGCCUGUCUCAUCGCCUCCGCUGGGUACCAAUCCUUCUGCUCCCCUGGGAAACUGAACUCAGUGUGCAUCAGCUGCUGCAACACCCCACUUUGCAAUGGGCCCCGGCCCAAGAAACGGAGCAGUUCUGCCUUGGCCCUGCGGCCGGGGCUCCCCACCACCAUCCUGCUCCUGAAACUCGCCCUCCUCUUGGCUCACUGCUGAAGUUGGAGAUGCUCAUCCCUCCUGCAUUGUCCUUCAGGCCCUCGCUCCCCCUGCUCCCCAAGCUUCUCCUGGGUGUCCUUUUUUUGUGGGUUGGGAGGGAGCGUAUUCUCUUUCUUUCAGUUCCUUUGCAAAUCAAAGAGCUCGGUGUAAAACAGUUUUUGUAAGCUCUGAAUAAAUUCAGUCUGACUUUUCA